Leguminivora glycinivorella is the source of this 1931-nucleotide messenger RNA. RefSeq lists its product as uncharacterized. The record is from RefSeq and is a predicted model, not a curated record. The coding region runs from base 217 to 1266 and encodes 349 amino acids. Lineage: Eukaryota; Metazoa; Arthropoda; Insecta; Lepidoptera; Tortricidae. The transcript has 3 exons.
CUUCAUUCUUCAGAUAUAAAAAACCAGGUAGUCCUUUAACCUACUAGGCAACUCAUCGCAUGUUUAAAGUGGGUAGUAAUAAAACUCGAACAGGCCUAUUCCCACUUCUCCACCUAGUCUAGGUGGGGAGUACGGCUUGCCGCCAUUGCUCAUUCUUUAUUCUUGCGAGGCAACGAACGCACGUAAAUUCAGAAUUAAAAAUUCAAAAUCGUGAAAAUGCCUAAACGUAGUGCAGAAGAAAAAAUAGCGCACUAUACGCGAAAAAUCCAAAGAAUACAAGAAAAGAAACUCAAACGUAUUCAACAAGUUUCAACAGUGUUGCCAAAUUCUUCAGACUCUGAAGAAAAAUCAGACCACGAAGAUGCUUCGGCGUUCGAAAAUGUUAAUGAAGAACCUGAAGGGUCUGCCGCAAAUUCGAAUGAGGAGACUCCACCGCCACCUCAAACUGAGGCAGGUGACGCCGAAACAGUCCCUGUAAUAGACGCGGAGUUACUGACCGCUCUUGGGGAGGCCACGGACGAGGCUCCCAAAUAUGGUGAACAAAUUCAUCCGGAUUUGGCUCAAAGAUGGCUGCCUAUAUUACGUAAAGGUAUGGACAAAAAUGCCAAGGACGAACUGAUCAAAGAGUACAGUAUACCAGAAAACUGUAAACUACUAAGAGCUCCGUCAUUAAAUGCCGAGAUCUCCGCGGCUGUUACAGACAUAGCCAGAGGUCGUGAUAAGAAAAUCGAAGCAGAACAACAGCUCUUAGGCGUGGGCCUAUCCGCUAUAAAUAGAGCCAUGACCUUACUUUUAACUACCGACGACAAACAAAGUAAGGUCCGAGCGAUAAAAACCCUAUCUGACGGAUGUCGCAUCUUAUCCGACCUUCAUUUCUUACAGUCGCAGGCCAGAGUGAAACUAGUCACUCCAGGCUUAGAUAAGGUCUUCCUUAAUCUGAUCCAAGAUGUUGAGAGAGAUGAGGCCCUGUUCGGCAGCAAACUGUCCGAAAAAAUCAAGGCAUCGAAAGCGAUCGAAAAACAAAGCUCUCAGAUUAAGAAGACUGUCGCGACACCAGCCACAAGUACAUUCCAGGCUGCGGGCCCAUCCUACGCUCGAUACCGGGGAAACUGGUCGAGGCCCGCUCGCUUCCAACCGACGAGCCGACGGGGGCGCGGCGGGCCACGCUGGAGCGCGCCGGCAGCUCCGAGGUCGACGGCGCCGGCCAGCGCGCAGACGCAGCCCAAGGCAGCUUACACCAGGCCACGUGCACCAGCGCGCCAGUAACACAGAAUUCGAAGUCAGAAAUUCACCCAGUUUACCCUGGCGGCCGCGAAGCUCUCCGGCGCGCGUUUUCAAGUAGAGGGACCCCCGACGCGUCACUGAGCCUCAUGCUGGCUUCCAUUUCGGAAAACACACUACGUCAGUAUGACGUAUCUUUUAAAUUAUGGUGGAAAUUUUGUAUUAAUAAUAAUUUAAAUUUUUAUGAGGGUUCCAUUUCCGCUAUCCUUGGUUUUUUAACAGAGGAAUUUAAUAAAGGAGCAUCAUACGGAUCAUUAAAUAGUCACAGAUCCGCACUGUCGCUCCUACUUGGCUCUGUCAUCACCUCAGAUGACCAAAUUAAAAGAUUGUUAAAAGGUGUCUAUAAAUUAAAACCCACGAUUCCUAAAUAUAGUAAUACAUGGGAUCCUCAGAUAGUCUUAAACCAGAUAGCGUCAUGGAUCCCUAAUAAAGAAAUUUCUCUAGAAAAAUUAACUAAAAAAUUGGCGAUCUUGUUAGCAAUAUGCACUGCACACAGAGUACAGACGCUUUCAUGUAUUAAAAUAGAAAACAUUAUUGUAAACCCUAAUGGCGUCAAGAUUAUGAUUUAUGAUAUUAUUAAAACAUCAGCCGCAGGGCGUGAUCAGCCAACUUUGUUCCUACCAUAUUUCCAUGAUAACAGAAACAUAUGU